GUAAUUUUAAAGUUGUGAACUUCCCGACCAAAUAAACACAAAAGCGUCUUGUUCUGCUCCGCCGUCACCGCUAAACCCCGAAGCUAACCUUAAACCCAGUCUAAUCAACUCUCCUGCUUUAGCUGAGCUACAGAGAGAGAGAGAUAAAGAGAGAGGGAAGGAUGAAGUACCCGAAAGGUGGAGGCUUUAAGAGAGGCGGUAAAAAGGGUUCGAAUGACAGGGAUCCAUUCUUCGAGCAAGAGACCAAGAAACGCAGGAAAGUCGGUUACGAUGACGACGAAGACAUCGAGUCUAUCGACUCCGACGCCGAAGAGAACGGCUUUGCGGAAGAUAAGAGAGAAGCUAACGAAGCCGAGGACGAAGACGAGUUCGCCGACGAGACGGCGGGAGAGAAACGGAAGAGGCUAGCUGAGGCGUUGCUGAAACGAACCAGAGAAGCAAGGCGGAGAGAGCUUGAAGAACGUGACGACGAGGAAGAUGAUGAUGAUGAUAUUGUCAAGACGUUGAUGAAGAAGCAGCUCGAGGAGACUGGUAGGGUUCGAAGAGCAAUCGCAUCGAGUGUUCAGGAGCCGGUUAGUAGCGAUGGGUUUCGUGUGAUUGUCAAGCACCGACAUUCUGUUGUGUCGGUUGCUCUGUCUGAUGACGACGCUAGAGGCUUCUCAGCUUCCAAAGACGGUACUAUUCUCCAUUGGGAUGUAUCCUCUGGGGAGAGGGAGAUAUACAAAUGGCCGAGUGAUGAGACUCUGAAGUCUCAUGGGAUGAAAGUGAGGGAGCCUCGGAAUAAGAAACACAGCAGAGUGACUCUUGCUUUAGCUGCUAGCUCCGACGGUCGUUACUUGGCGACUGGUGGAGUUGAUCGUCAUGUUCAUAUAUGGGACGUGCGGACCAGAGAACAUGUCCAGGCCUUUCCAGGUCACAGGAACACAGUUUCUUGUCUGUGUUUCAGACACGGUUCCACGGAGCUCUAUUCUGGUUCUUUUGAUCGAAGUGUCAAGGCGUGGAAUGUAGAAGAUAGAGCUUUUGUACAAGACAGUUUUGGACACCAGGGUGAAGUCCUAGCCAUUGAUGCGCUAAGGAAGGAUCGUGCGAUUUCUGUUGGAAGAGACAGAACCAUGCAAUUACACAAGAUGUCUGAGCAAGCUCGUGUCGUCUACCGUGCACCUGCAUCGUCUCUUGAGAGCUGCUGUUACAUCAGUGAUACGGAGUACCUGUCUGGUUCGGAUAACGGAACUGUUGCACUCUGGGGCAUGUUGAAAAAGAAACCGGUGUUUCUCCUCAAGAAUGCACAUUCCGUUGUAGCUGAUGGAAUCACUACCAUUAAUGCAGAAAAUGGUGAUGAUGAUCUUGUGGAGUAUAAUAACUCAUGCACAUCAAGUUCUUGGGUAAGUUCGGUUGCUGUAUGUAGAGGUAGUGAUCUAGCUGCAUCUGGAGCUGGUAAUGGUUUUGUGCAUUUGAUGGCUGUUGAAGCAAGUGCCAUUCGACCUUUAUUCAAGCUUCCUUUGUCUGGAUACGUGAACUCUAUGGCUUUUGCAAAAUCCGGAAAGUUUCUGAUUGCCGGUGUUGGACAGGAAACGAGAUUUGGAAGAUGGGGAUGCUUAAAGUCUGCGCAGAAUGGCGUUGCAAUACAUCCCUUAAGGCUGUCAUAAGGAUAUUAUCACAUUUUUGAGUUGCUAGAAGCCAAAAUUGAUCUCAAGUUAUAUGUAAAGACUUUCAACUCUUCAUGUUUUUACUCCCUUUUUUGUUUGUUCUAUUGUACUCAUUUCGGUUUUUUAAUAGAAGAGAGCGAAGAACAUUAACGAUC
Messenger RNA from Raphanus sativus (radish), 1801 nucleotides. RefSeq names its product U3 snoRNP-associated protein-like YAO. The transcript has 6 exons. The coding region runs from base 162 to 1646 and encodes 494 amino acids. The record is from RefSeq and is a predicted model, not a curated record. NCBI's taxonomy places the organism in Eukaryota, Viridiplantae, Streptophyta, Magnoliopsida, Brassicales, Brassicaceae. Gene Ontology annotation, molecular function: protein binding; snoRNA binding. Gene Ontology annotation, cellular component: small-subunit processome.